Pocillopora damicornis (cauliflower coral) is the source of this 1034-nucleotide messenger RNA. RefSeq lists its product as uncharacterized. Lineage: Eukaryota; Metazoa; Cnidaria; Anthozoa; Scleractinia; Pocilloporidae. The record is from RefSeq and is a predicted model, not a curated record.
UACGUUAAGCAAAACUUGCUACUAUGGCAACACAGUUUUCAAAAGCGUGACUUAUUGCGUUUGUACCAAGUGGAUGAGACAGAUUUCUGUAAAGAUUCCGGAAAUGUCGUUCGCGUUGGGAUUGUGCCUUCUUUAUGGUUUUCUAGCCAAUCUCCCAACAGCUGUUGGAAUCGAGUGCUACGCAUGCGCAGAUUACCCAAAUUCACCCACCCCAUGUGGUGACAACGCUACCGUGCUGACCUGUCCAUCAUAUUAUGACUCCUGUGCUACAAUGGUGAUGGGCUUUGACUACUCAGGCUUCAACUUCACAACGAUAUCUAAAAACUGUUCCAUGGUUGAUUACGGUGCCUGCAAUGAGAGUUACAUUUGCAGUCUCGUGAACAGUUCAGUGGCCCCUGAUGGAAUCCUGACUGAGUGUUCAGUGAGCUGUUGCCAGGACGAUCUGUGCAAUGGGCCAGCCGGACCAGGACCAGAACCAACAGUUGGGCCAGAGCCUCCCGCUCCUGGACCAGACACUAAGAGUCGUUUACAGUACUACAUUAAAACCAUACGCGCCAUGCUAGAUCAGAUGGAAAGUAUCGUGGAGAACGAAGUCGGAGGCAAUAGGCUAAAAAGGGAAUUCAAAGAACGUAUGCGAAGAUCUCUCACAGAUGUGCAACCGGCAUUGGAUAGUGAAGGAGGAAAGCUCGACGCUUUCGUUAAUCAGCUGAAAAACAAUGCUGCAGUGGCCAUGAGAACACUCCAAGCUAAGCAAGAUCGAUUCAAAAGACGUGCUGAGAUGAAACUGCCGCAACAGAAACGAAAAGCCAAAAGAAACCAAUUUCUGAAUGAAGCCAUGAAAACUAUCCAAGAAACAUUUUCAAGGUUGUCUGCGAAAAAUCGCUAAAUGGAAAACAAGAUAAAGAACGCCUAUAUCUGCAAAUGUGGAAAUGAUGCAGGCAGAAAAAUAAUGAUUUACUGGAAUAAUUCAUUUAUUUAGUACGGGAUAGUAAAAUUUUCAAUGAAGCAGAAUGAAUAAAGUGUGGGAAAUCUCA